ACUUAUCUUCACUGCUUGCGUCUUCUUUGCAGUCAUCUUCGGCGACAUUCUCCUCGGCGAGCAAGUCUUUUCGCCCGUCGUCUUCAAGGCCACCGUCGCCUUUCCGUAGAUCCUCGCCCUCGUCGUCCAGCUUGUCAUCGUCACCGCGGGUGCGUGUUGCGCCAUGUCCUCACGCGCUUCCACACGCGGCAAGGCCGCCGCCAACCUCUCACAACAACCGCCGACCCGGGAGAAGAAGGGCCGCCACAUGGCCAUCAAGGAGAGGAAGAUCCUCGAAGGCACCCCGGCACAUGGAGGUUACGUGUUGGAUGAAGAGUGGGUGCCGGAGGACGUGGCGACGCAGGAGGGGACGGAUUUCGAAGACUCUAACGACAUGCCGUUGAAGCGGAAGUCGUCCAGGCGGGGGAGUGGCGACAUCCACAUAGACGACGCUGGCGAAAGACGGCGGGCAGGAGGGAGGCCAGCACCGGAAGACGUCGUCGACGUUGACGCCGCGACGGCAGCCAGAGAGGGCGGGGGAAAUCGCGCGCCACUGCCACGUAUGACUCCACCAACCGACGCGCAAGAGGGCGUGGUUCGCUUACGGAUACCGCUGACACCAUGCUCGAGGACGGUUGCAGACGUGGCCUUGUCGGGCGGGCCAUCACAGGCGGCGGGAGGGGUGAGGGCAGGCGGGGCAGCGGGUGGGGGGGGAUCGCACACGGCGGAACGGAAUACACGGGAAGGAAUGGAGGCGGCGGCGAAGCUGUGGGUGGACGACCUCUGCUUCGGGAACGAGAGGGAGGGAUUUACGAUCGUGAAGUUAAUCGCGGAGGCGCGCGGUUAUCUUGUGGAUGUGGCGCGGGGAGAGCAGCCUCUGGCCAUUCGUCGCAGCAUCGUCUUGCCUCACAACAGCAUCCCGCAGCACAAGAUCACGGACGAUUCGGAGUUAAACGUUGCGAAGGAAAGGGCGCUGAAGGUUCAGGGGAUCGCUUUGCGAGUGAUACACGGUCCGAUGGUCGUCCACCACACGCUCGACUUGGAUAUGAAGCUGCCUUUGUGGUUCGUGGGCGCCAACGUCAAAGACAGGCACGAGGACGACGGCUUGGCGGCUUAUCAGGAGGCGAGCAUCCAGGGACUGGUGGGGGCUUUCACGAGCGCCGUGAUCAUUGCGGAGGCGACGGACGGCGGUCGUGUGUCGCACGAAAGGUUGAAGACCAUGGCCAACGCGAUGCGGAUGAUGCUCGCGGCGACCAUGUGGCUCAUGCGGAUGGCGGGUGGCGAUCAUCGUGCGCAUUACGACGCCUGGGUCUUCAUCCAACUCACGGCGAAGCCGAUGCUCGUCGUAUCCAUGCAUCGCCGCUUUGACGCGCGUCGGCACAUCGUGCAAGCUGCAAUCGUAAUCACGGACAAGUUGGCGAGUCCCCCCAUCACUUUGAUCGACCCUCCAAUGUAUGUCCCCGACUGGGCGUCCAUCGGUGUGAAGUUCUCACACGACGCCACGCUGUCUUCCCCGAUGGAGGCGAAGCAGGUGGAUUGGCUGGGCACAGGCCCCCUGGAAGACGAAGACGAUGGGAAAGGCGACGUAUAGGGAAGCGGGGGGGGUCGAUGACGCCUUUUAGUCGUCUAUGUAGUUUUUCCUCGCGUGAUGCUGCU
This is a messenger RNA of Chara braunii, 1635 nucleotides long. The record is from the annotation of a GenBank genome assembly. Lineage: Eukaryota; Viridiplantae; Streptophyta; Charophyceae; Charales; Characeae.